Rubroshorea leprosula is the source of this 521-nucleotide messenger RNA. NCBI's taxonomy places the organism in Eukaryota, Viridiplantae, Streptophyta, Magnoliopsida, Malvales, Dipterocarpaceae. The record is from the annotation of a GenBank genome assembly.
AGGUUGAUCAUCAUGAUGUUGAGAAUGUAUCCCUACUCUGCUGCUACAUAUAUCAUGCCAGGUGGAAAUAAAAAGUCCCUGGAUCCAUCUGCUGUAACUGUCCAUCCAUCUGGUGUUGAGAAAGCUCUACAUGAACACAUACCUCAAUUGAACGGGUGGUGUGGAGACAAGCAGGGAAAGAAAGUUUCGGGUUUGGGUGGAUCUUGUGUUAUCUACACAGAUUGGUUCAAGCACAUGGCUGGUGAAUUUUGACAAGUGGGAGCAAUGUGGUGAGAUUUCUUUAUAUGUUCUUCUAUAUCUGCUCAAUCUUCGCAUCUUUUCAAUUUAAACUAGAUGUCAUAUCUGUGCUAAUUGAUUUACCUUUCUUGCAUUCGUCUCUUUGUGGAUAUGGUAGUAACUGUCUCUAAAUUGGAAGACCAGUAAUAGGAAUUUGCAUGUGAACUUAAUGGCUUUGGGCCCUUGAUUUCCCUUUUAGUACAUUUAUAUAGAGACCUGCUUUAGAACAAAAGAUUGUUUUAAAC